Oncorhynchus keta (chum salmon) is the source of this 1202-nucleotide messenger RNA. RefSeq names its product ras-related protein Rap-1b. The record is from RefSeq and is a predicted model, not a curated record. The transcript has 7 exons. Lineage: Eukaryota; Metazoa; Chordata; Actinopteri; Salmoniformes; Salmonidae. Gene Ontology annotation, molecular function: GDP binding; GTP binding; GTPase activity. Gene Ontology annotation, cellular component: plasma membrane. Gene Ontology annotation, biological process: negative regulation of synaptic vesicle exocytosis; Rap protein signal transduction; cellular response to cAMP. The coding region runs from base 52 to 606 and encodes 184 amino acids.
CCCUGGCCUCCUCUGUCUCUCUCUACAGGGUGACACCAGACACAGUGAACGAUGCGUGAAUACAAGUUAGUCGUCCUGGGCUCUGGAGGCGUAGGCAAGUCUGCUCUGACUGUACAGUUUGUUCAGGGGAUUUUCGUGGAGAAAUAUGACCCGACAAUAGAAGACUCUUACAGAAAACAAGUGGAGGUGGACGGGCAGCAGUGUAUGCUGGAAAUUCUGGACACUGCAGGGACGGAACAAUUCACAGCCAUGAGAGAUCUGUACAUGAAGAAUGGCCAGGGCUUUGCGUUAGUGUACUCCAUCACAGCCCAGUCCACCUUCAACGAUCUGCAAGACCUACGAGAACAGAUCCUCCGAGUCAAAGACACUGACGAUGUUCCGAUGAUUCUGGUGGGUAAUAAAUGUGAUCUGGAGGAUGAGCGUGUUGUGGGGAAGGAACAGGGACAGAACCUGGCCAGACAGUGGAGCAGCUGUGCUUUCCUGGAGUCCUCUGCAAAGUCCAAGAUCAACGUCAACGAGAUCUUCUAUGACCUGGUCAGGCAAAUCAACAGGAAAACCCCAGUACCUGGGAAGACACGCAAAAAGUCCAACUGUCAGCUCCUCUAAUACACAGCUGCUCUGUCGCACUGAGCCAGGUCUGAUUUGCUGCUGUCUCUCUCAGCAGUGCCAGCAUUCCGACGUUACUAAAACCUAACAUGGAAUGGAUUUUCCUGUGUGGUGACGCCCCUUUAACAUCAACAACCAACAAACAAACCGACCAACGGAUUCAAAGCUACAAUACAUCAGUUUUUACACACAGAUUAACCAUUAUCACUCUCCAGUGUCACGAGAACAAGAUUUCUACUUAGAAAUAUAGAUAUUCCAACUGUAUCAAACUGAAAUGGAAAAAUGAAAUGGGUAAAUAGGUAAAUAGGUAAAUCAGUCAAUAUGAACCAAAAUAAAAUCCCAAUCCCCCAACACACAGUGUUAUUGCUAACGGAGACAGUAGCCGUAGAAACGGAUGUCUAACCAGAAUGUGCACGUUGCCACGGUGAUGCGGUAUUUAUUAAGCACCUCUAUAUUAGCCAGAGAGAAAAAGACCCAAAGUCCCAAAGAGGCACCUAAUAUAGUUCAGUUCAUACAGAUAAACUUGCUCCUGGGGGUUUAUUUUCUAACUUGUUUUAUUUUCCUUCGAUCAUUCAACAUAAUUUCUCUGUCUUUUU